AUGGCAAUGCGCAGAGUCGCCAGGCUGAUAGAAGACCAAGAAUUGAAGGAAAAACUAGCGAGGUGUAAUUUUAAGACUGUCAAGGAUGUGCUUUCUUUGUCGCCACUGCAGCUUAUGUCCGCACUCCAGUUAAGUUCUGAAGAAUGCGAAGCUCUUUUGGAUCAGCUCUAUGCAUUAUGUGUUCCAAAGUACCAGUCGGCCUUUACCCUGAGCCAAGAAGAAGAAAAAUUCUCACUAUCUUUAGGAAGUAACCAACUUGAUGCAAUGUUGCAUGGUGGGCUUCAUGCUGGCACUGUGAUUGAAUUUGCAGGUCCAGCAGGAGUCGGUAAAACUCAAUGGUGCCUCCACACAGCUGUUCGGGCAGUGCUGUCUGGUGAAAGCAGUGGUCGGAAUACCUCAGUUAUAUAUAUCGACACGGAAACAGCAUUUAGGGCUGAGAGAAUUGUUGAGAUAAUAUGCAAGAGAUAUCCUGAAUCCGAGCCAAGAAUCUCCAAAUGUUUAUCCAAGAUCCUCCUCUACCAGCCAUCGACAAUCAGCAACUUGUCACAAAUAUUAGAAACCCUAGAGGUUACGGCAGUGGAAAAGGACACUGGGCUGUUGAUUGUGGACUCCAUAGCAUCCCUGGCUCGCAAGGAGAUGAUGGCGGGGUCGUCUGAGGCAAACAUAGCUCGGGUCAACCAGCUGGCGUCUUGGGCUGCGAGACUCAAGUCGAUUGCACAGCAGCUCAACAUAUGUGUUGUUGUUACAAAUCAGGUGACCAGUAGGUUUUUAGACAAAGAGCCCAUGAUCACAGGAGAAGGAAAUGAAGAGGAGGCUGAGACUUCUACAGGUGUCAAGGAGCAUAUGUAUUCUACACACAUAACACCGGCAUUAGGAAACACUUGGACACACUGUGUUAACACACGUCUCAUUCUGCAGUAUGAUGGAUCCAAUAGCAGACAGCUUAUAAUUGCGAAAUCACCUGUUGCCCCUUUUGCAGCGUUUGCCUAUGUUAUUGGAGCAGGAGGAAUUGAAAUCAAAGAGAACAGAACAUUUUACUCAUACUCUGGAUCAGAUCCUGGCCUACACAAAAUACAAGUGCAAAAGGGUGUUGCUUUGUAACUACAUUUGUAUUUUUAUCAGUAUUGUGAAUAUUAUAUUUUGCUGGUUAUACUUGUUUCAGAAAGAUGGGCUUUAUCCAUUAUAUUAAUAAAUGUGUAUAUUUUAAAUAUCAUAUUGAUAUUUAUGUAUUUUGUAAACUUUGUAAGAAAG
Messenger RNA from Penaeus monodon (black tiger shrimp), 1251 nucleotides. Its product is annotated as DNA repair protein RAD51 homolog 2-like. The record is from RefSeq and is a predicted model, not a curated record. Gene Ontology annotation, cellular component: Rad51B-Rad51C-Rad51D-XRCC2 complex. Gene Ontology annotation, biological process: double-strand break repair via homologous recombination. Bases 1 to 1101 code for a protein of 366 amino acids. NCBI's taxonomy places the organism in Eukaryota, Metazoa, Arthropoda, Malacostraca, Decapoda, Penaeidae. Gene Ontology annotation, molecular function: ATP binding; ATP hydrolysis activity; DNA binding. The transcript has 10 exons.